UGGGAGCUAUUAAGGUCAAGGUCAUAAUCUUGGGAUUGAUGGUAUCCUUAUCAAUAAUGGUUCAAGGUGAAGACAAAGACAAGGAACACCCUCCAACUUUUGGGACCAUAAUCCCUAGUCCCCGAGAAGAAGAACUGAAUGAUACCACAACUGAAAAGACCCAAGGAGCUGAAGGAGAUUACCCCAAACCAGCUAUCCCUCCAGCUGUAAUAUCUGUAUUAGCAAGAAUGUACCUGAUCAGUAUCUACAAUGAAAUGUUAUCAGUGUGCACAGGAGUUUUCAUAACCAAUAUCUGGAUUGUCACUUCAGGGAUCUGCCUUAGCAAAGCAAAUGAUAAAUCCUUCCUAAAGAUAUGUCAUCAUCUCCCAUCUGCUGUAGACCCUAAAACCUGCCUGGAUACAACCUUUGCAACCAAAAUAAUCUUCCCAGACAAAGCCUGGUACAAUAACAUAGCUUUUGUUGAAACAGAUGGUUCCCUCAACGUAUCAACCACCUUGGGAUUCACUCCCAAAGACCAAAAACCAAAGUUAACAGAUUGUAUCAUCCUAGGUUUGACUUUUGAAGGAUCCCUGGAACAUGUCUACGCAAUAGUUAGAAGAGCUUGUAAAACUGGUUACUAUUGUGUUGAUGAUCCCACCGGCUGGGGUUGUGAUUUGUCUUUUGGAAGUCUUUUGAUCUGCUCAGGCGUACCACGUGGUAUAUACGCUGCACCACAUGAAAACUCUUGUCUGCAACAUUUCUUACUCGAACCUGGUCAACAUCCAGAUCAAUUUGAUUCAGAUAGUGAAAAAUUAGAUUGGGAUCCAAUUGAGGAGGACCACUGGUCACUUUUGUACUUCAUUAACUUUGAUGCGUAUCAACACCUGAUCACCAUGGUUUUAGAAGAUAAGUUUCAUGUCGUUGAGGAUCAGGAUGAUCCAGAACAUGAAGGUGAUCAUCAACAUAGUGAUUAAAUAAAUAUUUGAUUGUUUAAACAGACACCUGUCAUUUUUAUUUACUAAUCAAAAUGAUUCAUAAAAUGUGGGUUCUGCUCCUGUUGAUGAGUGUCCCUUGUGUGGUUUCUGAAGAUUUAAAUGUGAACAUUGAAAAUCUUCCUGCUGUUGUUGGAGAACUUAAUCUAAGCAAUAUUAAGUUUAAUAAAUCUGGUAUCCUUGAAGGAGAAAAAGCAUCAAUUACUCGACACCCAUAUGCACUCCGAAUCAUUUCCGUCUCCCUGGAAGAAGCCCUGAUGUGUACUGGAGCCCUGAUUGAUUCCCGAUAUGUCCUCACAGCUAAACACUGCGCAAGCCCCACGGUUCGAGCUGUUUCUGUUUGCUUGGGAUCAAGAUAUCUCCCUCAAAAGAAUGUAUGCAACGGUGUAAGGCGAUUCGCGCGGAAACUGGUUAUGUCCAACAGCAAUGAUCUGUUGAUUGCUAUUUUGGGGAAUAAAGUGUACAACACUUCAGUGACCAAACCCUUGAGACCUCAGGUCUUUCAACCGGCUGAUAUACAGGAAGCAUGUUAUGGUGUUGGUUUUGACCUGUUUAUACCAGGACGCGAAAAACCUAAGCCCUAUAUGCUAAAAGUAAACUUCACAGUGGUUCAUUAUGAUGAUGAGUUUAUCUAUGUUAGAUCUGACAAGCAGAAUGUUUGUCGUAGACACUCUGGAUUACCAUUGAUUUGUAAUGAGAAAUUUGUUGGUGUGGCCACGGAACCUCCGAAGACUGAUUGUUUAUCAGGGAAUGCAAUGGCGAAGUAUGUCAAUUUGAAUAGCAGCAUGUAUUUCAUCAACAAGGUGCUAUCAGGGUUUUAUGAUCGGAGUGAGGAGUUAACCUCUAAUUGGAAACUUAUUUUGGGAGUUGCUAUUUUGCAAACUUUACAAUUGUUUAAAAAGGGGAAGAAUGUUAAUAAGGUCAUGGUUUUGGGAUUGGUUAUGGGAUUAUUUUUGGGUUUCAUGGGUUAAGGAAGGUUUAUGGUAUCCUGGGAUGAUGGUACCAUCAAAUUUGGAGAAUUUAAAAUUGGCAAAACUUUUUUUAAAUUCACGAAAAUUUAAAGUGGAUUUGGAAUAUUUUUUGGUAGAUCAUCGGAAAUAUAAAGAUUUUGGGUCCCAAAAUGGUACCCUGGUCAUGGUAACCCCCUAAAUUCCCCAAAAUAAAACCAAUUCAAUAAAUUUUCUUAAACUAAUUUAUUUAGUCGUAUUGUUUAGUAAUAAUCUGAUCACGUUUUCAUGUUUGAUACAAAGUUAAUACCUGAGCGGCUCUUUUUAUAAAAGGUCAAAAAAGGUCGAAUACUGGAUACUUAGAAGACAC
Messenger RNA from Dalotia coriaria, 2288 nucleotides. RefSeq lists its product as uncharacterized. The record is from RefSeq and is a predicted model, not a curated record. The coding region runs from base 39 to 953 and encodes 304 amino acids. Lineage: Eukaryota; Metazoa; Arthropoda; Insecta; Coleoptera; Staphylinidae. The transcript is spliced from 2 exons.